This is a messenger RNA of Stylonychia lemnae, 3048 nucleotides long. The record is from the annotation of a GenBank genome assembly. Lineage: Eukaryota; Ciliophora; Spirotrichea; Sporadotrichida; Oxytrichidae.
AUGAAAUCAGCAGGAAAAUCAGUGUUUCAAUCAGUUCCAUUUUCAGAGACUGGAUUGCCAACUCUUGGACUAAACAGGUACAGGAACCAAGAAAUUAAGAAUGACUCUAUCAAUCCUUUCUCUGUCCAAAGAGAAACAGAAAAAUUACUAAUAGCUCGAGAAAGGGAGAGAGAUUUCAGAGAUUCAAACAAACUCCAUUAGGAGAGUUUAAGGGUAUUCUAAAAAGGCAUUUAAACCAGAUAAAAUAGAGCUGGAGCCAUUAGAGAGAUCAAUAGUAUAAAGCCUUCAAAAAGCUCAAAAUAUUAUUAAUAAAACGAAAAUUAGCUUGCUCUACUCAAUGCAUCAGAUGACUAAAUUAGACAAAAGUACAAUAUAUUUGAUGAAAAUAGCAAUGGCCUACAAAAAUAUGAAAAAAUGAUCAAGAUUGGAAUGGCUGAUGAAAGCAACAACUAUUAGAAUCGAGAUGAUCAGUCGUUUCAUUCUAAGGCAAGCAUGUCUUAGACUUACUCAAGCUCACACUACGAUAUUCAAGCUUUUAGGCCAAAGGUCACUGACUAUCUUUCAAAAGGAAGAGAGAAUAAGGAAACUGCAAGAGACUUUGUGUUGAACGCCAGAAAUAUACUUGUAGCAUAAAUCUCAAUUAACGAUAAAAGCGAAGAAACCGAAAGACUAAAAGAGUACAUUAUAAUGGAAAAGGAAAAACUCCAAGAAGCCAAGAAGACUUUCGACGAGGACAAGGACAAAUUUCAAAAAUAUAUGGAUGAUCUUAAUCGUAAAGCUGAGGAAACUGCUUUUGAAGUAUCUAAACUCAUUUCAGAGAAGAAUGAGAAAAUGGACAGAAUAUCUGAGUUGAUGAAUAAUAUUCAAUUGAAGAAAAGUAAAACUAAGUAAAUUGAAGAAAAAUUGAAUCUGUACAAGUAGCAUAAGAAAUUUCUAGAUGGAUUGGCUGUUUCUGCAGGCCGAAAAUAAGCUAGAACUAAAGUUAAACAAUAAGUUGAAGAUAUAUCAGCUGCUAAUUCCCCUGACUAGCAAAAGAUUAACUUGAUGCCAAGAGGCAAAAGCACCAAAAAGGAAUUGGGCCAGUUUUUCUUAACAUAGAUUAAUCAAAAUGGAGGCAAUAUUGUUCAAAAGAGAAUAGAGUCUUUGCCAAUAGUAGAUGAGUUUGAUAAGGAACUAAACUCUUUUUCAGAAAAGGAAGAUAAUGGAUCAAAUUAAGGUGAUGGUGACUUUGAAAUAUAUUUUGACAAAUUCACCCUAUUGGAUCAUCUAGCUCACUUGGAAGAGGAUAAUCUCUUUAAAAUUCAUUUGAUAUAGGAGGAUGAAUAAGCUCUGGAAAAACUUCGAAAAGGCAUAGACUAAAAAGUCAAAGUUAAGGAAAAAGAAAUAGCUGAUGUUUAGAUGAAUAUUGAGAUCCUCUAGCAAUCAAUCCAUAACUUAGGAAAUAAACUGCAAUUUUUAGAAUCGAAUAUGAAAGUCAAGUCAUCCUUGUCAAAUCAUGAAUCGAGCAAAGCUGUAAACAACUGGGUGGGAGCUUCAUAAAAAGAUAAAAAGGCUGCCUUCUAAAAUCCAAAUCAAAAUACAAAUCAAUCAAUGGAAUUAAGCUCUGAUAAAUAAAAUCCCUUCACUAUGCUUCAGCAGCUAACAGGCUGUUCAAAGGAUUAACUCGGCAAGCUUUCGUCUUUAAUAAGCAAUCUACUUGAAAAAGUAGGUAUCAAACAAGAAGACCAAUCAAAUAAAUUGGAAAUGAUUAGAAAAAUAGAAUAAAAGCUGCUCUAUCUAACAGAGGCAAGAGAUUUCAUUGCAAUCGGUAAUAAAAAGAAAGACCUUGAGAAGAAAGAAGUUGAGUUGCAUAACAAUAGAAAGCAAGAAAGAAUCUAAAAGAAGAAAAUUGUAGAGGAGGAACUGCGACUUGAGAGGCAGAAGAAAAAUAUGGCGAGGAUCAAGAAACAAGAAGAGCUCAAAAUAUUCCAUGGAAGAAGAGAAACUCAGAGAGCUAAAAAGGAGGAUCUCAGACCUAAGGAGAAGAAUGAUGAUAAGCCUAGCCAAGUUAUCCUUGACCAACUUAAAUACAUAGGGGUUAAAGUUUUUGAAGACGAGCAGAAAUUGCUUUUACAACAACAAGCAUAGUUACUAUAACUAAUUGCCUAUGAUAAGAAUCCCAACCUUAGACACCUCCUCAAAUCGGUCAAGGAGCUAAGGUAUUAUAGAAGGCUAAAGUAUUAAGGCAUUGGUAGAGCAGUUGAGACAGUUGAUUUGAUGAUUGAUAGAUUUGUGAAGUAUGACAUUGGAGACAUUUAUGACAUCAGGACAUUUUUCACAAACAAUGAGCUUGGGCGGUAAGUAAAAGGCAAGAGUUUCUACCUUGCAGGGAAGCACACUUUGGCAGAGCUUGAGAAACUCUCUGAAUAGAUUUAAGAAAUGAUCAGAUGUCAAGAAAUUUAUUCAGAUGAUCAAACUCAGCAAGAUGAGAAUUAAUUUCAAAGAGCAAAAUCCUUGAUUGAAAAGAGCUAAGAAUCGACUAGAUAGGUAUUCUAAGACCUGUCAAAAAUUAAUGAGAACCAAAUGAUAUAAGUUCAGAAUGUGACUCAUGAUGCUGCUUAAAAGGAAAUAACCAAGUUAUGGGCAAUGAAAACAAAAGAAGAGAAUGAAAGGUUCCUAAAAGAAAUGGAACUCUUGAAGUAAACAAAUGAAAGAAAGUAUAGGUAGGAUUGGGAUCUUAGUGAUUAAAAUCAGAAUGUUGACUAGACAUCAGAAUCUAACAAUGCUGGUCAAAUUUAAAUAUUUCCUAGGGCUUAGAUCGAAUCUAUUGAUCCUCUGAUUGACAAAAACAAAAUUUAGGAGCAAACUCAAAUUAGGGAAAUACAUGUAGAGAUAUAAGCUGAUGAAUCUGAAGAUGAAGAGGAGAACUAAAUGUUUGUUGAGGGAUCAUGUUUCAUGUAUCCAAAGCAGGUAUGCCUUUGCAAAGUAGUAGAUGAAGAUAUGGAUUUGAGGGAGCAUGAUUUCUUUGAAGAUGCCAUUAGAGUAAAAAAACAUAAGAUCCAUUUAUGA